CCGCGACGACGGUUCGAGCGCCGGCCAGUCCCGCGGCGGCGGCGGCGCGCGCGGGAUGGACUCCGCAGGUGCCCUGCGGCGCAUCGCCGCAGUCGGUUCAAUCCUGGCUCUGACCGUCGACCAGCUGCAGCUCGCCGCGGCGUCGCGCUCGCAGUCGGGGCAGUUCAUUCGGGAGCUCAAGAAGGCGAG
Molecule: messenger RNA, 189 nt
Organism: Prorocentrum cordatum
Lineage: Eukaryota; Dinophyceae; Prorocentrales; Prorocentraceae
Source: the annotation of a GenBank genome assembly